AUGAAGUACAAUCCAAGAGUGACCAGUUCUCGCCGCAAGAACCGAAAGGCUCAUUUCACGGCGCCGUCGAGCGUCCGCCGUGUUUUGAUGAGCUCGCCUAUCUCGUCAGACCUCCGGUCCAAGUACAAUGUCCGGUCCAUGCCGGUUCGCAAGGAUGACGAGGUUCAGGUGGUGCGCGGGACCUACAAGGGUCGCGAGGGCAAGGUAGUCCAGGUUUACAGGCGCAAAUGGGUCAUCCACAUAGAGCGCAUCACCAGGGAGAAGGUCAAUGGGUCGACGGUGAACGUGGGCAUCAACCCAUCCAAGGUGGUGAUCACCAAGCUCAGGCUGGACAAGGAUAGGAAGGCCCUGCUGGAUCGCAAGGCCAAGGGUCGUGCCGCUGCAGACAAGGACAAGGGUACUAAGUUCACAGCCGAAGAUAUUAUGCAGAACGUCGACUGA
Prunus armeniaca (apricot) is the source of this 441-nucleotide messenger RNA. NCBI's taxonomy places the organism in Eukaryota, Viridiplantae, Streptophyta, Magnoliopsida, Rosales, Rosaceae. The record is from the annotation of a GenBank genome assembly.